AUGGAGCGCUGCAAUGCUCGGAACCUCAUUCUCUCGGCGGCACGUGAGCCCAGACAUCAUCGGGUGCAAGAAGGCCUCGUCGUAGAGGCCCUCACACACCGGUACAAGCACCCAGACCCAUCAGGCACCCGGGUGCUGGCGAGGUGGCCGGUGGCCGCCCAGGUGCAGCGGCAUGCAUGGGACAUGUUCCCCGACAAGCUGGUCGACCUGGGAGGCAGGCCACUGACCGUCGCGGCCAUAGACUACCUGCCCUACUCCGUCAUGGAGUUCUCCGGCCAGCAGGGAGUGGACGAUGGCACGGAGUUCCGCCUGCUGAGGGAGUUGGCGCGCAAGCUCAACUGCACAUGGAGGAAGGAGUUGGACCCAGACAACUUGUGGGGAGAGGUGGAAGAAGAUGGCACAGGCAACGGCAUUGCCGGGCUGGUGUCGGAGGACAGAGCGGAGAUCGGCUUCAGCGCCAUGUACCUGUGGCACAGCGUGUACCGCUUCGUGGACUUCACGUACCCGCACGCGGUGACGGGCGUGACGUGCCUCGUGCCACGGCCGCGGCUGCUGCCCGCCUGGAGGGUGCCCGUGCUGCCGCUCAGCGGCCAGUCGUGGGCGGGAGUCGUCGCAUCGCUCGCCGUCACCGCAGUCGCGCUCCACGGCGUGGCCAAGGCCACAGACGAGUGCUUGGGAAUUGCAACACCCGGACGUUUCAACACAUUCACCGACUGUGCUCUGCGCACAGUGGGGCUGCUUGUAUUACAGAUUCCAAGAGAAGAUUUUCGGAAUUUUCCAAUAAGACAUUUGACACUCUGGCUGGGAUUCAUGUACCUGCUCAUCUCAUCAUCUUACAAUGCUGGACUCUCAUCCGUGCUGACAUUACCAAGGUACGCGCCGCCAGUAGACACGGUCCCGGACCUGGCCCGAAGCGGCACCCUGUGGGUCGCCAACCACGAGGCUUGGGUCACGUCCAUCGUCGACGCUGAGGACCCGGACCUCCAGACCGUGGCCGGGAACUUCAGAGUUUUCAACGACAGCAUCCUCGAGCAGAAGUCAGAUGAAAGCCAGGUGGCAUUUUCCAUAGAGAGGUUGUACGGAGGCAACUUCGCGGUGGGCGACUACAUCCGGCCGGCGGCGGUGGGCCGCUACCGCCUCAUGGGGCAGGACCUGUACCGCACGUACUGCACCACGGUGGUGCGCAAGGGGUCCCCGUACGCCCGGCGCUGGAACCGGCUGGUGCUGGCGGUGCUGGGGGCCGGGCUGUGGCGCCACUGGGAGGGCGAGGUGGCGCGUCGCUUCAUGUCCCACCAGGUGCAGCUGGCAGUGGCCACGAGCGCCCGCCGGGCCAGCGAGGGUCCCAGGAGGCUGCGGCCGGAGCACGUGGGCGGGGCUCUCUUGUUCCUGGCCCUGGGGCUGGCCCUCUCUUCCUUGUGUCUCCUGCUGGAGCUGCUGUACCACUGUGUCCCGCCCUUACUGGCCCGAGGCUCCAAGAGUCCGCCCCGCUCAGCAAUACACAUCAAGUCUAGUCACAUAUCCCACUUAGGUGGCAGCAGGAAAAACAGACGUUGA
Bacillus rossius redtenbacheri is the source of this 1554-nucleotide messenger RNA. RefSeq lists its product as uncharacterized. The transcript has 5 exons. The coding region runs from base 1 to 1554 and encodes 517 amino acids. NCBI's taxonomy places the organism in Eukaryota, Metazoa, Arthropoda, Insecta, Phasmatodea, Bacillidae. The record is from RefSeq and is a predicted model, not a curated record. Gene Ontology annotation, molecular function: ligand-gated monoatomic ion channel activity. Gene Ontology annotation, cellular component: membrane.